AUUCAGAUCGAUCGACCAUCCAUCUCCAAACAGAAAAGAGACAUUCAGUGUGAAGAGCGCGUUUCUUGGUCGUUGGUUGUCUGCACAGCUUCGCUUUGCGUAGAGACGUGUGAGAGGAAGUGAGGAAAUGGCGGGAUACGGUGGCCAGUAUGGUGACUCCGACACGCGUCGCCAGAACGACGAGUACGGCAACACGAUUCGCCAGACGGACGAGUUCGGGAACCCGGUCCCGCAGACCGGAUACGGAACAGGUGUUUACAGUGCUGGAACCGGCGGUGCAGCUGGGGUGACCGGCGGCCUCGGUUAUGGCGGAGACCAGCAGCAGCAGCAGAGAGGCGGACAUCAUGGAGGUGGCGGUGGUGGAGUGCUCCAGCGAUCCGGAAGCUCCGGUUCUAGCUCCUCGGAAGAUGAUGGUCAAGGCGGGAGGAGGAAGAAGGGGAUUAAGGAGAAGAUAAAGGAGAAGAUUCCGGGGAUGGGCAGCAAGGACGAGCCGCAGCAGCAGCAGCAGCAGCAGGCGGGGUCGUACCCGACGUCCACCGCUGUGAGCGGAGGCUAUGGGGCGGAGAUGGGGCAGCAGCAGGAGAAGAAGGGGAUGAUGGACAAGAUCAAGGAGAAGCUGCCCGGACAUCAUUAGAUAUUACAUAUGUUGAUCAGUUACUUGAUCGGUACUGGAUAUCUAAGUGGGUGCACGUAGUUGUCUUUUUGUCUUGUGUGUAUGAGGGAGGGACUUGAAUUUAGAUGUGCCAAAAUAAGUGCAAGGUCACUAUGUCUACUUCCCCCUGGGGAGCUUGCACCUGAAAGUUGCUCUUUUGUGUUGUGUACUGAGUCCUUCGCAGUCAAAAUAUAUGUGUUGAGUUUUUGUAUUCAGUUGUUAUAAGUGAUGUACUUUGGAUG
This is a messenger RNA of Eucalyptus grandis, 894 nucleotides long. Its product is annotated as dehydrin DHN1. Bases 128 to 634 code for a protein of 168 amino acids. The record is from RefSeq and is a predicted model, not a curated record. Gene Ontology annotation, biological process: response to water. NCBI's taxonomy places the organism in Eukaryota, Viridiplantae, Streptophyta, Magnoliopsida, Myrtales, Myrtaceae. The transcript is spliced from 2 exons.